Ramularia collo-cygni is the source of this 330-nucleotide messenger RNA. RefSeq lists its product as uncharacterized. The record is from RefSeq and is a predicted model, not a curated record. Bases 1 to 330 code for a protein of 109 amino acids. Lineage: Eukaryota; Fungi; Ascomycota; Dothideomycetes; Mycosphaerellales; Mycosphaerellaceae. The transcript is spliced from 2 exons.
AUGCGCGGCCGAGGUUUCAACGCGAUAGGGCUAAUAGGAGCCACAGUCUGUGGUGUAGCAACAGCAUACACAGCAUUGCAACCAGCAUUGGAAGAGCAGCAAUUGGCGAAAGAGGGUACAUUCGGUGUGCAACACAAUACCGUGAAAGACUCGGAAACCGCAAUCAGUCAGGCGAUACAGAGCGAUCUUAAAGAGGCGAAGGAGGAGCUCACCAAUGCUCAAAAGGGCGGGUUCGCAUGGGGUAUACGCCAGAUGCUCUUUGGGGGCCCUUCGCCGCGGGAUCGUAAUAGUCAGCCCGAUAAAGAAGAUGGACAGCCUCGUACGGGAUGA